Molecule: messenger RNA, 272 nt
Organism: Paramecium sonneborni
Lineage: Eukaryota; Ciliophora; Oligohymenophorea; Peniculida; Parameciidae
Source: the annotation of a GenBank genome assembly
CAGGUAUUUUAUAAUGCAACAAUUUUUAUCAUUGAAAUAGCUAAAUGAACAAAAAAAAUAAUAAUAAAGGAAUUUGAUAUCAAUAUAGGAAUAAAACUCACAAGUGGAAUAAGAAAGACAAAGAUAAUUAUCAGAGUAAUGAGAAAGAGAAAAAGUAAAUAUAUAAUUUGAUUGAUAUUAGCAUGAAAAAUUAGUAAAGAAAAUAAAAAUUAAAGAUUAAUAUUACAAAACAAAAAGAUACUGAAAGAGUGAAAAUAAAAAGACUAGAUUAA